GCUGUGACAUGCGCACUAAUGCCGUAUUAUUUCCGACCACUUUCGUUGUAUAUAUUACACCUCACAAGUUACCCGGCCAUAUUGUUACAGCUAUGGCUACUGCAGUAAGAGUUGGGUUGGUACUUCUACUUGCACUGAUACUGUCGAGUUCGGCAAAGUCAGCAGACAAUGAAAAUGGAAUGACCUUUGACACUGUUGAUCUGACGUACAGAGUGAACGACCUGGAGCUAAAACAAUCAGCUUUCCCGAUUUUUCAGCCCGGUAGUUUCUCAAAACAAGAAUUGACAGACCAUGCCAAAAGGACACUUAGCAAAAAACCGAGCAGCAAACGGAAAAACAUGUUUUAAGAUGCUCCUGUUCCGGUAAGAUCACGUGAUCUAUUCUGCUGCCCACGCCCACAUUUACUCUGCUGCCUCACAAGGACUAUAUGAUGUCGUUUAUCCUCACAAGGACUGUAUGAUGUCGUUUAUCCCCACAAGGACUAUACGA
This is a messenger RNA of Pecten maximus, 489 nucleotides long. RefSeq lists its product as uncharacterized. NCBI's taxonomy places the organism in Eukaryota, Metazoa, Mollusca, Bivalvia, Pectinida, Pectinidae. The record is from RefSeq and is a predicted model, not a curated record. The transcript has 4 exons. Bases 9 to 347 code for a protein of 112 amino acids.